Temnothorax curvispinosus is the source of this 1296-nucleotide messenger RNA. Its product is annotated as putative nuclease HARBI1. The record is from RefSeq and is a predicted model, not a curated record. NCBI's taxonomy places the organism in Eukaryota, Metazoa, Arthropoda, Insecta, Hymenoptera, Formicidae. Bases 82 to 1296 code for a protein of 404 amino acids. The transcript is spliced from 3 exons.
ACGUCUGACAUGCGCAGAACGGCGUGGUGUAAUAAAGCGUGACGGUCAAAUACAUGUGGAUUUGCGUUAUAGAACCUGUUAAUGGAUAAUUUAAAGGCAGCUGGUUUAAUUGUGAUCAGUUAUUUAAGCAAAUUAAUAUUCUUUGAUCUAAAUGACAACAAUGAUGAUGAAGAUAGCGACGAAGAAAUGAUAUUGUAUUUGGACAGAUUGAAAGUCCGCAUUAAUAAUCCAGCAACCAGGCCUCAUCGCAUUGAAGGUUUUAUCGAAAGAGUUAUUGAUAUGUCUACUGCUUCCGAAUUUCAAAGUCACUUCAGAAUAACCGUGACAAGCUUUCAAUGGCUCCUAAAUAGAAUAGCUCCUCUAUUAGAAAGUGCUCGAGCAGCUGGACACCAAACUACAGAUCCAAAAAUACAAUUACUCGCCUUUUUAUGGCUAUUAGCAACACCAGACAGUUUUCGAUCAGUCGGUAGUCGUUUUGACCUAGGAAAGUCUACACUAUCUGCUAUUUUUAUGCGGGUUGUGACUGCUUUGAAUGAAAUUUCUCCAGAAAUUAUAUUUUGGCCAAAUGUUGAACAACGCCAACGCAUAGCACUAUCUUUUCAAGCUUCUGCUGGAAUAGAAGGCAUAAUCGGUGCUAUCGAUGGAACGUAUAUUGCUAUCAAGGCUCCAAGUGUAAAUCCGGAUGUUUACAUUAACAGAAAAUGUUUUCAUGCCAUAACUCGGCAAGUAAUAUGCGAAAAUAGAAUGUCAAUUCUUGAUUGCUUUGCGGGUUAUCCUAGCAGAGUAUCAGAUAUAAGGAUUUUUCGAAAUUCGCCAAUAUACGAAGAAUUCAUGAAUCAUUCGAAUAAUUAUUUUGAUGAAAGGCAAUUUAUUAUCGGGGAUAAAGCAUAUCCCGUUUUCCAAUGGUGUAUACCUCCCUACAUCGAGAGAAGAAAUGUUACCGAAAGACAAAAACAUUUCAAUACUUGCCAUGCCAAGUCUCGCCAAGUAGUUGAACGUUGUUUUGCCCUUUUAUUUGGAAGAUUUAGACGACUUAAAUAUUUAGACAUGAAUCGAACAGACUACAUAGCACCAACAAUAAUUGCUGCAUGCGUUUUACACAACAUAUGUUUAAAUAAUGAAAAAAAUCAAGAAAUACGAGACAUGUUUAUAGAUGAAGGGCUUCAAGCAGUGGUGGAUCAUGCUGACAAUGUUAAUAAUGAAGCAGCUAAUUACGAAAUAAAUGCACAAAAACUGGGAAGAGAAGGUCACGCAUUACGAGACAGGAUCGCAGAAAAUUUGUAUCCGUUUCAAUAA